AUGAAAGCCAAGAUCAUGCAGAAGUGUCCUCCUACUCAGGGAGAGGAAGGGUUCCUGGCUAAGUGUUUCAAAUUCUUUGAUAUUCACAACAAGGGAGAGGUCAAUAUUGAUUAGUUCUACAGAACAGUGGAGAAGAUCGGAGUCAUCAUUGAGAAAUCAGAUUUCGAGAAAGUAUUCCAGUACUAUGAUUAAAAUGGCAAUGGCCAAAUUGAUUACAAGGAGUUCUCCGCUAUGUUCUGCGGUGAUGGCGCCUAGAAAUCAUAAGCUGUUUAAUCUCAGAGAAGCUAUACAUCUCAUGCUAGUAGACAAGGACCAACCAGAGGGCCAAAGAUUGAUGCAAUGGAACUAGUGAAGUUGUUUAGAGAUAAGAUAAAGUCAAGAGGUGCCAGAGGUAUCAUUGGAUUAUAAAAGCUUUUCCAUAUUAUGGAUGACGAUGGAAGCAAGAGUAUUUCAAUGCCAGAGUUUCAAAAAGCUUGCAGAGAUUUUAAAGUAGGCAUCAACGACGAUAAUGUUCCACUUCUCUUCGAACAAUUCGAUACCAAUAGAGACGGUACUCUUAAUAUUGAUGAGUUCCUUAUGGCUAUCAGAGGUGAGCUCAACGACUAAAGAAAAGCACUAGUCGAGAAGGCCUUUAGAAAAAUUGACAGAGACAGUAGUGGCUUUAUUGAUAUUGAAGAUAUCAAGGACAUUUAUAAUGCUUCAAAGCAUCCAGAUGUCCAGCAAGGUAAAAAAACCGAAGCUUAAAUUCUCAUGGAAUUCCUUGAGACUUUUGAGAUGCAUCACAACAUCAAGCAUCAAUAAGAUAGAGACUCAAGGAUCACUAUUGAUGAAUUCCUAGAGUACUAUACUAACAUCUCUGUCAGCAUCGAUAAUGAUGACUAUUUCGCUUUAAUGAUGAAUAAUUCAUGGAACUUGAAGGGAGACGCACAAACUUAUUAAAAGUACGACAAAGGCUGGGCAAACGAAGAUACUCAGCCAGCUAAGAAAGAAUUCAGACAACCACCUGUACCAGUAUAAAGAAGUGGUCAGUCCAGUAGAGAUAAUCCAUUAGUGAACACUCAUGAUUUCUAUAAGCCAAUCACAAAUGCAUCAAGAAGUAAUGUCUCUAAAAUGAUGUACUCAGCUCCACCUAUGGAUUAAGAUAAAGCUGUUGAGCAAAAUAAAUAAUUCCAAUAAGUAGCGAAGUAGAAUAUGCCACCAAGAAACCCAUAUCAGGGUGGAUAUAACCCACAACCAACUCAAGGACCUAAGGCAGAUAUGCAAUCUCAAGUUGUUAUUUAAAAUACUCAACCCACUCCAAAAUUCCAGAGUAUGAUAGUUGAGAGAUUCAGAAAUAAGCUAAAGCAAAGAGGUGGCAGAGGUAUGAUUGGUCUUAGAAGAUAAUUCAAAAUCAUGGAUGAUAAUGGUUCAGGCACUUUAGAUUUUGGAGAAUUCAGAAAGGGUAUCAAGGAUUUCCAAGUCGAUGUUGGUGAUUAAGAUAUAGAGAGCUUGUUCAAGGCUUUCGAUCUCAACGGCAACGGAGAUAUUGAUUUUGAUGAAUUUAUCAGAGUAGUUGUUGGUCCAAUGAACCAAUUCAGAACUCAACUUGCAAUUAAAGCUUUCAAGAAGAUUGAUUAUAAUGGUGAUGGAGUCCUUACUGUUGCUGAUAUCAAGGGUAAGUAUGAUGCCAGCAAACAUCCAGAUGUCAAGAGUGGCAAAAAGACGGAAGAUGAAGUGCUCAAGGAAUUCCUAGAGACUUUUGAAAUGCAUCAUAAUGUGAUGAAUGGUUCCAAGAGUGAUGGAACUGUCACACUUGAUGAGUUUAUCGAAUACUAUACAAAUAUCUCAGCAAAUAUCGAUAACGAUGCCUACUUUGACUUAAUGAUGACUAAUGCCUGGAAUAUCGAUGGGAAGAAUAAUACUGAUAACAUGGCUUAUGCUGGAAGUUCCAGAAAGGUUACUUAAGUUUCUGCUAGAGACGCAUGGAGACAAGACCAUCACAGAAAUCUCUUUGGCACUGAUAAAGAAACUCCAUUCUCCAAAAAGAAGGAUCAACAAUGGCAAUCUUCAGCCAAGGGCACUUAUAAUGAUUAGGCUCUCUAGCAAAACCCUAACAUGCCUAUUGCUGGUUCUUCAACCUUCAGCAAUGCUAAUGACUAUAAAAUGCAGUUCAUGACAACAUCAUAGAGACACACUGGAGUAACAUACUAAGGCAUUCAACACACUGAUGAUGAUCUUGUAACACUUUUUAGAGAGAAACUUGCAUCUAGAGGUGCAAGAGGUAUCCUAGGCAUGCAAAGAAUCUUCAAGAUUAUGGACGAUAACAGAAACGGAAGUCUUGAGAUCUAAGAAUUCUGGAAGGCUAUUUGCGAUUUCAGAAUUCAAAUCUCUCCAGAGGAGGCUAGACAACUUUUCGAUUUGUUCGAUAUUAAUGGUGAUGGAAACGUCAGUUAUGAUGAACUGAUGAGAAGUGUGGUGGGUGAAAUGAACUCCUUCAGAAAGCAACUAGUCAGAAAGGCCUUCACAAAGCUAGACAAGAACGGCAAUGGCUUAAUUGAACUUGAUGACAUCAAGGGAGUAUACAAUGCUAAGUUCCACCCAGAGGUAAAGGCUGGUAAAAAGACAGAGGACGAGGUACUCUACGAGUUCUUGGACACCUUUGAACUUCACCACUCAUUGAAAAACCCAGGUGACAAGGAUAGAUAAAUCAACAUAAAGGAAUUCAAUGAGUACUACAAUAACGUGAGUGCAUCAAUAGAUAAUGAUUAGUACUUUGAACUCAUGAUGACCAAUGCCUGGAACCUCAACAAUGUGAGCUACUAGAAAGGUUGGGGAGGCGAAGUCUGA
Molecule: messenger RNA, 2826 nt
Organism: Stylonychia lemnae
Lineage: Eukaryota; Ciliophora; Spirotrichea; Sporadotrichida; Oxytrichidae
Source: the annotation of a GenBank genome assembly